Messenger RNA from Ceraceosorus guamensis, 4420 nucleotides. Its product is annotated as TPR-like protein. Gene Ontology annotation, molecular function: protein binding. The transcript is spliced from 11 exons. NCBI's taxonomy places the organism in Eukaryota, Fungi, Basidiomycota, Exobasidiomycetes, Ceraceosorales, Ceraceosoraceae. The coding region runs from base 416 to 4345 and encodes 1309 amino acids. Gene Ontology annotation, biological process: transcription by RNA polymerase III. Gene Ontology annotation, cellular component: transcription factor TFIIIC complex. The record is from RefSeq and is a predicted model, not a curated record.
GCCCUCCACCCCCCCCUUGCCAUCUCCAGCUUCGCUCAUCCAUCUUGCCUGCUCGCUCACUCAAAAGACCGACUUUGGCGGGCACUGUCGUCCCAACAUCACGCCAUGCCGCCGAUCGGCCAUCCUUUACGAGCUCGCGCAAUCGGGCUCUACAAGACGCUCCACCGACUAGGUCGAGACUAUCCCGAUCCAAAGUACGAUUUCCUGGGCAAACUUCGAAGGACGAGCUUUGCAAACGCUCACUUGACGGAUGAGAAGGAGGUGCAAAAGUUUUUGGACAUUGGAGAGUUUGUGAGAAAGGAGACGGAGACGCUUUAUUUUUUGAAGAAAUAUAGGACGUUGAGGAGUAGGUACGUCAAGGAGGAUUAGGGGAGACUUGUUGGGCGCGUAGCGACCCAAAGGAUUGGAGCACACGAUGAGUGAACGAGGUGAGGGGAGAGCGAGAGGAAGAGGCAGGGGCAGGGGUAGGGGUAGGGCAAGAGGAGGACACGGGACAGCGGCAUCUCCACCUGCUGCUUCGUCAACCACACAAGCAGACUUGACACCCACCACCUCUCAGCGUGUGCGCAAGCAGGCAGCGCUGCCACUCGGAUCUGUCUCUUGGGAGUCCGUAUCACUGCAGCGGAGCGCAAAUCGUGACGGCGCGCGGGCUCGCGCAUCCGCCGAUGAUGCAGAGGAGGAAAUGGACGUGGACGAAGGGCAAGGCGGCGGAGGGGAAGGGGAAAGGGAAGGGGAGGAGGAGGAGGAUGAAUAUGGUUGGCUGAAUGACAGCGGCGAGAGUCUACGAUCUGACUCUGCCGACGAGUAUCGAGAGUCGCCUGAACCGCAUCGCAAAGGCCGGCCUUCCACGAGCCAAGCACCAACAGGAGCUGCAUCGCGCACAGAUCCUCCAUCGGACGUCUACGCUGGCUUUCCUGAUCUGGAGCAACUGAAUCUGACCGGUAUGCCGCCAAUCGGCACAACGCGAAGAAAGAAAAGAGAUGCGAGGAAACGUGUGCAGCCUUCUAAGCAUCUCAUGGAGAGGCCGGCUGAUUGGGCCAAAGCGAGUCAGAAGAAACGCGAGCUGGACCGCCUUCAAACUGAGCAGGAACCAGAUCAGGAAGGUGAAGUCGACGCGGAAGAUUUCGGUCGUUUGAUCAACGGAAUAGCAAGUGACGCAGUCGAUCCUGCAUCGCGUGGUCCUGCAUGGCGAGCUGCGCUGGGUGCUGUCGAGCGAAAUGAGGACCUUCAGGAUGGCGAGGAAUUCAACGCAUUCACCAUCGAGGAUGAUCUGCGCGCUGCUGCUGGGUUCCGUCGUUUGCGAGCGCCCGGUCAGGUAGCUAGGACUCGUAGACGUGGUUUGGGCGAAGAGAAUUUCUCCGACGAGGUCAAGCAUUUGCUGAUGAAGGCCAACGAAGCGUACAUCGACGCUCGCUUCCCCGAGGCUAUCGAGGCGUUGAGCAACGUCAUCCGUAUCGAGCCGACGGUCCGCUCAGCAUGGGGAACGCUUGCACUGAUCCAUCUGGACGACUUGCGCAACAUCGAACAGGGUCUACAAUGUAGGGUCAUCGAGGCUCACUUGACCAAGUAUUCGCUGGAAUCGUGGAGAGAGAUCGCAGAGGCUAGUGAAAAAGCGCAUCUGCACGAUCAGGCGGAAUACUGCCUUGGUCAAGCUGUACGUAACUCUCGAGUGAAGGACAAGUCGGACGUCAUGGACCUCAUGUGGCAACGCGCCAACAAGCUCAGCGACAUGAGCGGCGUGCUCGAUAAUAACACAGCCGAUGCGGAUUGCGAUGUAAUGCGGUGCAAGCAGGCCGUGCAGGCCUUUUUUCAAAUCCUACAUCAUCGUCCUCACAAUCCCGACAUCAUUCAAGCCGUUGUGCCGCUGCUCUGCGCACUGAACCGGUACGAUCGGGCUGCCAAGCUUCUUGUGGAAGCAAGGGAAUACAACCUGGCAGUGUUUCCGGAUCCGACGGAAGAGCCAGACGCCGCGCAGGGAGAGGCCUAUCAGCUUCGCCCUACUUUCGGGAGCAACGAGAUUGUAUCUCUCGCCGACAUCUACCUCCGCCUAGGGCGCCCGGUAGAUGCGCUAGACACGAUUCGCGGCGGAGCUCGAUGGUUGCAAGGUCGCGCAGAAGAAGAGUGGUGGGACGACUUUGACUCGGAUGAUCGGGAGUUUGACCUGAAGAGAGAGGAGGGAGGACCCAAAGGCAUUGCGAGACCCGAUCCGACCCGUCGCGUCAUGGCGGCACCGGUUCAUCAGCUGGAUCCAGCGAUGCGCGUUCGCCUUGGCCUGAUUAGGGCAGCUCUCAAAGACACGGAAGAGGCAAUGUUCCAUUUCAGCAUCUGGAAAGCGGAAGUUUCGAUGAAGGACAAGCUGCAAUGGGAAAUGUUUAGACAGGUUGGCAGGGCAUUGGUACAGAACGAGUUGUGGGCAGAAAGCGAAGAGUGGGUCGAAGCCAUGCUCUUAUCCCAGAUUGAAGAGCUCUGCACGUAUGACGUAGCGCAGCUCUACGCUCAGAGUCUGCAACACAAUGGCAGGCUGGAGGAUGCUAUUUCCCAAUAUAUCCAACUCAUUGAACAGUGCCCGGAUGACUUGCAAGUGCGCAUUUGGCUUGCUCAGACUUACGAGGCGAAUCACGAACGAGACAAGGCGAUCGAGGCGCUGCGCGAACUUGUCCGUCUUCGUCAGGAGCUUCCAAGCACGGACAUGGAUGACGCAUCUGCCCUCGCAGCUUCUGCCACAUUCUUUCGUGAACACAAAAGCAGGGGUCGUGGAACGGUUCAUCCUCACUCUGCACACUCGAGGCGGGUCACGGCUUCAAAGGAAGAGAGAGCAAGGCUUUAUGAGGCUCGCCAGUACGAGAUUCGAAUCAGCUGGGCCGACAUGGAGAAGAAAGAAGAUCAAGUGUUUGUAGAAGGAUGGUGGAGCCACGAUAUGCCUUUCGAGUCGUCGCAGAAGCUACCUUUGCUGCUGGGCGAAACCGCAGAAGAGCGGGAGGCUCAUCUUGUAGCGUGCUCCGAAUGGCUCGACCUGGCCCGAGGCCUGACCGAUGGCUUUUGUGCCGUUCGAAAGCUCUUCAUCAGGGACAAGGGGUUCAAAUCUGAACAGCAAAGCGACCGUCGAAGAGAUCUCCGAUCAAACUUGGACAGGCAAGCCAAUUCGCUGAUCUCGCGCAUCAGAGACAGCCUUGUCGAGGAUGGCCAUCCCGUUGACCCUGAUGCAAUGGAAUUCUGCGGAGUACACUUUGACGAUUGGCUACUUCUCUUCAUGAAGUAUGCUUUCGUCUUGACAAAGAUGGGCAACGUCCAAGAAGCGUACGAGAUACUGUCCCAUAUUGCUACGGUCAACGUCUUUUGGAAUUCUCAGGAUUAUAGUCUAGUCAUCAACUUGACUCAUGUCGCUUGCGCGCUCUACGCUCGAGACGCCUAUACGAUGUUGGAGACUGCUCGUCAGCUUGCCGUCACCUGGCAGUUCCACGCUGAGCCUCUCCGAAUCGUAACCACUCUGGCCAAUACGUUGGGCUUUUAUGCGAUCGACUCUUACACGGCGCCGCACGCGCAGAAGAGCCUUUUGCGAAGGAAUCGUAUUCACGAAGCCAUGGUAGCGCGCGAGCCGCACCAUUUUAGGAACGAUCGUUGGGUGGUCUUGUCGAGCCUCAGCAGACCGUCUGGUCGGCGUGGCGCAGAGUGGGAUCGCCAAAGCGAUGACGAAGCGGAGGAAGAGGAAGCGGAGAGUGCCGAGGCAAAUGACGCUCUGAAGAGUGCCGAGGAAGCGCUUCUGGCUGCUGAUCAAGCCUUUGAGGAGAAAAGCAGAGCUUUCCGGGCAAGGUAUCGUCGCCCGACGCAGUUCAACGCGCCCGGCGAGAUUACCUAUGGGUCCCUCAUGCUUGGCACACUCAGUUGGCAGGCGUCACUAGCGUACUGGCUGCGAGUUUUUGCAAAGCAUCAGCACGAUCCUCUUGUCUCUCUAGGCGCUGCAGCAGCCUGCCUACAAAGAGCUAUGCAGCGGCAGGUUGAUAAUCGACAACACUUUGUGCUUCAGGCGAUCACUCUGCUCGCAUCUUAUCGCAAACUGCGUCACCCAAAGAGUGUCGAGGUGGAAUUCAACUUUGGACGCGCCAUGCAUCACAUUGGACUGAACCACAAAGCAGAGGUACACUACAGACGCGCGCUGGAGCUGCACGAUGAGUGGGAAGCACGGGCCAGAGAGGGCGGCAGCGCAACGCCCGACGACCCGGACCCACGCGAGCGAGGAUUCGACUGCUAUAGAGAAGCAGCUCACAACCUAUCCAUGCUCUACACUCUGUCUGGAAAUCCGCACUUGGCCCGCGAGAUUUACGAGCGUUACCUGACCCUACACUGAUCUCUUGGCAUAAUCUACCAUUUUCAUCCUUGAACUUUGUUCUAGAACAACUUGAGGGUGGUGGGUACUUCGGAG